Magnolia sinica is the source of this 4630-nucleotide messenger RNA. RefSeq names its product putative disease resistance protein RGA3. Bases 244 to 1668 code for a protein of 474 amino acids. The record is from RefSeq and is a predicted model, not a curated record. Gene Ontology annotation, biological process: defense response to other organism. NCBI's taxonomy places the organism in Eukaryota, Viridiplantae, Streptophyta, Magnoliopsida, Magnoliales, Magnoliaceae. The transcript has 8 exons. Gene Ontology annotation, molecular function: ADP binding.
UCUCCUGAUUCUUCUAUCAUCGCUCUGUCCCUCUCAAUUUCCUGCAAUCAGACCUCUCUCUCUUUCAUCUCUAUCUCUCACCAUUUCUUCGAUCAUCGCACUCUCCCUCUCAAUUUCUUGAGAUCUGAUCGCUCUCUCCCUCUCAAUUUCCUGCAUCUGAUCUCUCUCUCUCUCUCUCUCUCUCUCUCUCUCUCUCUCUCUCCUUUUUCUGGGGAUUCGGAGCUCUCUCUCUGUUCUGGAACAAUGGCGAAUGCGCUUGUUUCAAUGGUUGUGAACAAACUUCGAGAAGAGGUUUAUUUGGUUGGUGAUGCCAAAGAAGAACUUAUAAAGUUAUCUUCUACAUUGGAAUCCAUUCAAGCACUUCUUAAUGAUGCUGAGAUUAUGCAAUUUCACAACCAAAGCAUUCAAGUUUGGUUAAAAAAGUUCAAAGAUGUGGUUUACGAUGUGGAGGACGUGGUUGAUGAGAUGAUUCCAUUCCCAGAAUCUGAAUCAGGAACCCACAACGGUGACUAUCGACUCAUGGGAAACCAGCCAUGGGCGUGCUUAUUUUCACUCUUUUCAUGUUGCGGUCUAGAAGAUUGGAUAAGGUUGGCCCAUGAAUCAAUGUCCGAAGGCGACGACAUCGGAGAUAAGGUGCGGACAUUUGUCAGUAAAGUCGCAUCACAACGCGAUUUUGCUCGUCAGAUAAAACAAGUAAGGGUCAAGCUGGAUCAGAUUGCAGCUGACACAAAUAAGUUCAGUUUUAAGGAGAUUCACAGUUUCCGUGGAGGUAGUCAGCUUCACAAGGCCGAGUCUCAAACGAGUUCGCUCGUAGACGAAUCGAAGAUGUUCGGGAGAGACAGAGACAAAGAUAUCAUAAUAAGCAAGUUGGUCAGCGGGAGCAGUUCUGAGGAGGGAGGAAUUCAUGUCAUUUCGAUAGUAGGCGUUGGCGGGUUGGGCAAGACGACUCUUGCUCAAUUGAUCCACAAUGAUAAAAGGGUGAGGAGCCAUUUCAAUGUGUUUCCAUGGGUCUGUGUAUCUGAUGAUUUUAAUGUCAUAAAUCUUACAAAAGAAAUUAUAAAAGCAGCUGGAGGGACAAGUCCACCGGAUUCUCAGCUAGACUCAUUGCAAAAGCAGCUUAUCCAAACAUUACAGGGCAAGCUAUUCUUGAUUGUGCUUGAUGAUGUGUGGAACGAUGAUAGUGACAGGUGGGAGAAAUUAAUGCUUUCCUUGCAAAGAGGUGCUCCUGGAAGUAAAAUUUUGGUCACCACUCGCAGCGAGAAGGUUGCAAAUACAUGCAUGCCGUCUGCCUACAUGCAUGAAUUGAAAGGUUUAUCCUAUGAUGAUAGCUGGUUACUGUUCAGAACCAGAGCUUUCGCUGGGAGGAAAGUGGAAGAUUGCCGGGCGUUGGAAAAGAUCGGAAGAGAGAUAGUGAAGAAGUGUAAAGGAGUGCCUCUUUCGUUAAAGGUAAUUGGAAGCGUCAUGCGUUCCAAGAUGACCGCACAAGAUUGGAAGGACAUCUUAGAAAGCCAAACAUGGGAAAUACGAGACAUCGCGAAAGGUAUCUUACCAGCUUUGUUGUUGAGCUAUUAUAAUUUGCCUGUCCAUUUGAAGCAGUGUUUUGCAUAUUGCUCAGUAUUUCCGAAAGAUCAUAAGAUGGAGAAGGAUAAAUUGGUGAAGUUGUGGUAAGCUCAGGGUUUCAUCAAGCCCGAUGGAAAAAGAGAGAUGGAAGCAAUUGGAGGAGAGUACUUUGACGAACUACUGGCACAGUCUUUGUUUCAAAAAGUGGUGAUUGAAUAUGAACAUGAAGAAGAAGAAGUCGGAAGAUGUACAAUACAUGAUCUCCUGCAUGAUCUCAUCCAAUUCAUUACAAAGAAUGAAUGUUGCAUCUUUGAGAAUGGAAAGUCGGACACCAGCUCUGUUACAGUCCGUCAUUCAUCAUUUAUUGCCACCAGAGAAACGUCACACAUUCCUGCCCCUCUAUGUCAUGCAAAAAAAUUGUGAACACUCCUCCAAAUCGGACCUUCGGUAAUUGAUACCAUCCUUGAUAAUUUAUUCCAAUGCGCUAGGUCCCUUAGGGCAUUGGAUUUCGGUAUUGGCACCAUAAUCCAUUGGGAUAUUAUAUACUCUGGCACCGACAUUAAAGAAUUGCCAAGCUCAAUUGGGUUGCUGAAGCAUUUACGAUAUCUUGACUUGUCUUUUUCCAAGAUAGUUGAGUUGCCAGAAUCAGUGACUCAUCUCCGCAAUUUGCAGACUUUGAAGUUGAAUUUUUGUACAGAACUCGAGAUACUGCCAAGUGGGAUGAGUGCAAUGGUCCGCUUGAGACAUCUGGAAUUUGAACUCACAAAGAAACUAAAGUACUUACCGGAAGGGUUGGGGAGAAUAAGUUCCCUUCGAACGUUGAGUAGGUUUAUCGUGGGAGGCGAUGGAGGAUGUAAGAUUGGAGAGCUGAAGCGACUUGACUCUCUCCAAGGAAUGCUAGAAAUAGAACACUUGGAGAGAGUGGCGAGCGUGGAUGAGGCUAAGGAAGCACAACUGGAGAAGAAGUUACAACUUCACGUAUUGUCUCUAAAAAUGUCACCAGACGAUGCUCUUGAAAUGUCAGGAAAUGGUGAGGCGGAGAGGAUGAAAAAUGUAGUUGAAGCCCUCAGGCCGCCCCUUGCAAACCUAGAACAGCUGGAAGUUUGGGGAUACAUUGGUUACAAGUUCCCAACCUGGAUAGGAGAUUAUUCAUCUUUCUCAAAGUUAGUCAAGUUGAAAUUAAUAGAUUGCAAUAAGUGUACACAGUUGCCUGGGCUAGGGAGACUACCUUCGCUUAAAUACCUUCUAAUAGAGGCAGGUCUUGUAAAACGGGUGGGAAGUGAGUUUUACGGGAAUAGCAGUGGUGGGGGCAUAAACGGGGUGGCAUUCCCGAAGCUGGAAGAGCUCCAGUUCAGUAACAUGUAUGAAUUGGAAGAGUGGGAGUUGAGAUUAGAAGAUAGAGAGAUAAUGCCGUCUCUACACUCAUUAAAAAUCAGAAAAUGCCUGAAAUUAAAGGCACUGCCGACACACCUCCCGAAAAGUCUAACGUCCCUCUACAUCAUUGAAAUGACGUGUCUCCCCUACGGAUGGAAACAAUUGGAGUCACUAGAGACUCUUACUAUCGGCUUUGGCUAUAAAUUGAGGUCUCUUCCUGAUGAUUUGGGACAGCUCAAGUCGCUUAGGAGAGUAAUGAUCUUCAGCUGCCCUGAGUUGCUGUCAUUGCCUCGGUUGCAAGGCCUUACCAGUCUCCAAAUCAACUUAAGUCCAAUGCUGGAGGAGAGAUGCAAAGGGGAGGAUUGGAGCAACAUAUCACACAUCUCAAACAUCGAGAUUGGUUUCAAAAGAAUCAAAUGAGGCGCUGAAGAUGAGAAGAUCCAUCGGGUAGACAAGGUUCAAAGAUUAUCACGGCCAACCAGGUACUCUCUCUCUCUCUCUCUCUCUCUCUCUCUCUCUCUCUCUUAUCAGAUAAUGUGAAGGAGAUCCACACUGCCUCGUGCUCACCCUAGAACUCAAAAAUUAGGCUGGCCCAAAACUUAGAAGAAAAAAGAGAUAUGCUUUCAGAUUUCUUCGAAUAUCAGGCAUGGCAGCAAUGGUGGCCCAUCAUUGCAACGACGUGUUGAGCAGAGGAAGGCAUUGAAGUAUUUCUGGUCAUUUGUUAAGCACACGGGAGCACAAAUUUCUCAGGCCUCACAUAGUCUUGAGGUGAAGGAGUUAUGGAGCUCAAUGAAUGGAUUUCAUCGUAUGGUUUCAAAUGGUUUAGAAUCCAAUGAGGCAAUAGUUGAUAUGAUAAAGCUGGGAGAAGAAGGGUGGAAAGAAGGCAAUUGGGGGUACGGUGAGGAGAGGUCCUGAUAGUGUAGCCCGGCAUAUGUGGUUAUAUAUCUGGUAUUAUGAGAAGGGUUGGGGGAAAUUUUAGGGAAAGAUUACAAGAACUUGGAGGACUUGAUGCAGUCUUGGAUUUUGCUGUAAGUUGCCACUCUGUUAUGGAGGUCACUGAAGAACAGCUUGCAGAACCCUUCCAAAGUUUAGAGGUAAAUUUGGGCAGUAGAGGGAUCAGCACCAAAUGGUUCGAGAUGUAUAAGCCAGUCAAGUGGCAAAUGAUGCAGUUGGUGGUAUUCGGACAAUUGCAUCUUUUUGUGGAGAAUAGAAGGUAAUGGAUCUUUACCAAGAGAAAUGCGAGGUCUCAAUGAAGCAUGAAGUCCGACAAGGAAUUGUAAGUGGUGUAGGCUUCGGCUUCUCCUUCUUCGUGGUCUUCUGCACCAACACCCUCAUUUUCUAUGCCGGUGCUCAUCUUGUACAUGAUGGGAAGACAACAUUUUCCAAAGUUUUCAGGGUUUUCUUUGCUUUGAUAAUGGCAGCAUUUGGAGUCUCAUAGACCAGUGCAAGGGCUCCAGUUGCAACCAUUCGCUUUUAAAUGUAGGACUGCCAUGUAAAAAUAAAUAAAUAAAUCAGUAUUUUACUAGUUUAAUGGGGCCUUUUAUUUUUUAUAUGGGAAGCAUGUUUCCUGCUCAAGUUUGUAUGUUAAAAAAUUAACUUCAUAUGGACUGAUGUGUUUAUAUUGGUGAGUCCAAUCUGUAUUACUUUCUAAUGUUAUGAAUAAAGACUUUGUUAUUUUGGUCGUUGUCGAAUUCGA